Polychytrium aggregatum is the source of this 2025-nucleotide messenger RNA. RefSeq names its product pyridine nucleotide-disulfide oxidoreductase-domain-containing protein. Lineage: Eukaryota; Fungi; Chytridiomycota; Chytridiomycetes; Polychytriales. The transcript has 14 exons. Gene Ontology annotation, molecular function: calcium ion binding; NADH dehydrogenase activity. The record is from RefSeq and is a predicted model, not a curated record. Bases 53 to 1921 code for a protein of 622 amino acids.
UCCUCCUUCCUCCAUCAGCUUAUCCUCAUUCUGUCCCGCCCAAGUGUCCUCUAUGAUGCUCCGUGCCCGUUCUGCCCUUUCGGCCUCAUCCCUCCGUCCUGCUCUGCGACAGACGCCUGUUGCCUGGCUCGUCUACACCCCCGCUUGCCGCUCCUUCCAUGCCUCUCGGGCUCGGGUUGCCACCCUUGCCUCGCCUCGCAUGUGGGCUGCUGGGGCAGUGGCCUUGGGCGCCGCCGCCCUGCUAUCGCUCAACUCGGUCGCCAGCGAUUCGCCCUCCCAAUCGCCUGCCUUGCUGGGGACCGAGAGCACCGGACCUGAUGGCAUCCCCAUCGCUACGAAUUGGAUCCAAGAUCCGCAAAAGCCUCUGCUCGUUGUCCUGGGCUCGGGAUGGGGCGCUACCUCCCUGCUCAAGGAGCUCGAGCCUGGUGCUUACAACACCCUGGUGAUCUCUCCAACCAACUAUUUCCUGUUCACUCCCUUGCUCCCCGAGGCAACUACAGGAACAGUCGAGACUCGCAGCCUGAUGGAAAGCAUCCGUCGCAUCUGCCAACGAGUCCGCGCGACAUACUUUGAAGCACACGCUUAUGACGUUGAUGUCCAGCGGAAACUUGUUCUCGUCGAAGUCGAUGAUUCCAUCGCGGACCAAGCUGUCAAGCGGAGGUUCUAUGUCCCCUAUGAUCGUUUGGUGGUUGCCGUUGGUGCCCAAAACAACACCUUUGGCAUCCCUGGUGUCUCUGAGAACUGCAACUUUCUCAAAUCCAUCAAGGAUGCCCGCGCGAUCCGAGCCAAAAUGAUGGAUUUGUUUGAACACGCUGCUCUUCCAACCACGACCGAGGCUGAACGAAAGAAAUUCUUGAGCUUUGUCGUCGCCGGAGGUGGUCCGACCGGCGUCGAGUAUGCAGCCGAGCUCUCGGACUUCCUGCACGAAGAUCUCAUCAAGUUUUUCCCCGAUCUCGUCCGCAACGAUGUCAGCAUCACCGUCAUCCAAAGUGCCGACCACAUCCUCAACACUUACUCGAAAGCCAUUUCAGAGUUUGCCGAGCAAAAGUUUAAGCGCCAGAGCAUCAAUGUUGUUACCAAUGCUCGCGUGACCCGAGUCAACAGCGACACCAUCGAAUACAAGCUCAAGAAGCCCCAGGCCGGAGGCCCGGAAUCCAUCGAGCUACCCUACGGCAUGUGCGUCUGGAGCACUGGAAUUGGAAUGAAGCCUAUCACCAAAAGACUCACUUCGUCCAUUUCAGAGCAAAAGAACUCCAAGGCUCUGCUUGUGGAUACGCGACUCAGGCUCUUGGGUGGUGCGGGUGUCUAUGCUCUAGGUGAUUGUGCCACAAUUGAAACUCCGCAAAUGCUCAAGCUUGUCAAUGAACACUACCAAAAAACUGGCCGCGAUCUCUGGAGCUACGGCGAGUUUAAAGAGGUCGCCGACGAGCUCGUUGAGCGAUAUCCACAAACCGCCGUUCACUUGGGCCAGUGCACUCCUGAAGAUUUUGAGAAGCUUGAUCUGGACCACAACGGUCGUCUGGAUCGCGAUGAGAUCAAGAAAUGGCUCGAUGACGUCAACAACCACCUGACGUCGCUCGCGCCAACCGCCCAGGUGGCGUCGCAGCAGGGCGCCUAUCUGGCACAUCAGCUGAACCAGCUCUCCCUCAUCCCGCGUGAAACCUGGGAUCACUACGAAAACACAAAGCUCAAGCCUUUCCGAUACCGCCAUUUUGGCAGCUUCUCCUACGUGGGACAUGACAAUGCUGUGCUGGACCUUCAAAAUGUGUGGUCGUCCGUUGGCCACAUCAAUGGCGUGGGCGCCUACUUCCUGUGGCGCGGUGCUUACUUGAGCGAGCAAGUGUCGCUUCGAACCCGAGCCCUUAUCGGUUUUGACUGGGUCAAGAAGCAGCUCUUUGGAAGAGAUAUCACCCGAUCCUGAGCGGAUCAUGUGCUUCUCAAGGGGCUUUGUAGAUGUACAAACAAGUGCGCUGUCGUUCCUGUCUUCAUGUGGUCAAUGUGGGGUCUUGUGUCGGUAACUGGGGG